Molecule: messenger RNA, 211 nt
Organism: Camelina sativa (false flax)
Lineage: Eukaryota; Viridiplantae; Streptophyta; Magnoliopsida; Brassicales; Brassicaceae
Source: RefSeq, a predicted model, not a curated record
ACGGCGUCGAGAGACAUCAUCAUCAAUGGAGGAAGAAGGGGCGAGAGAAGAGGUGGAGAUCGAUAAGGAUCUGCAGAGGAAAAUAGAGAAGACGGUGAAGAAGAUCUUGAAAAAGUCGAACUUGUACAAGAUGACAGAGAUCAAGGCGCGAGAACAAGCUUCAGUUGAAUUGGAUCUCGAUCUCUCUCAAGAUCCUUACAAGGUNCUUUAA